Molecule: messenger RNA, 1008 nt
Organism: Auanema sp. JU1783
Lineage: Eukaryota; Metazoa; Nematoda; Chromadorea; Rhabditida; Rhabditidae
Source: the annotation of a GenBank genome assembly
AUGGACGAAGUGACUGCCUGUUUCAACCGUACACGCUUAAAGAAUGAGAAUGUUCGUCCUAUCGUAGCUUCCUUCAUCUUCAUAUCAUCACUCAUAUCAACAAUUCUCAAUAUAUUUCUGUUGUCCAUAGUUAUAAAGUUUUGGAAUACCAAUUUUAGAAAACAGCCAUUUUGCUAUUUUGUUAUAAUCAUGACCAUUCCUGGAGGCAUAUAUGCAGCAACGAAUCUGAUCGUUUCAGGACCAUGUAGCAUUUCUGAUUGUUCUUUCAUUAGCUCCGAUUGGCUCAUGAUCGUUCUGGCCACCCCGAACACCUUAAGUCACUGGGGAUAUUUGUUAGCCGCAUUUUCAUUUUCCAUCUACAGAUUUUCCGUAUUUUUAUCGUCACGAAAAAGUAAUUCCAAAUACGUCAUAAUGACUUGUCUAUUAAGUCCUUGGCUGUUAUCAGCCUUUAUCACGUUUACAACUACAUUUACCGGAUGUUAUAAACGAUUCAAUCGUUAUGCACUUCAGUACACUUAUAACUGUUCUGAGUGCAGUAUGUUCUAUGGUCUUUUCACAUUUCAAGAUUUCAAUUUCUGGGCUGGACAGAUUCUGCCUGUAAUCAUGCUUUCCUUAUACAGUUUCAUAAUCAUCAGUAUACAACAGAAACAACGAAGUCAAGCAAUGUCUAGGGAAUUACAUUUGACGACACAAUAUUUUAUUAUUUGCCUUUUUCAAUAUUUAUCAUCAUUCUUAUUUUAUAUUAUUCCAAAAAUAGGUACUGGUAGCGCAUGGGAUAUCAUCGCAAUGAACAUCAUAGGAGUUUUAAAUGUUUCUGUAAAUCCAAUUGUUCUGUUUUGCUUUAAUGGUCAAAUACGCAAUUCGGCUGCGAACAUGAUUGAUACCAAGACUAUGUUCUCUAAAACUAACCACAGUACGCGUAUAGAAGCCAAUCGUCCAACUCGUGUGCUUUCUAUCAGGUCGACCGUUACAACCAUAGCUGCUGGCCAUUUCAUUCGAGCAUCAUAG